CGCGCGCCCCCGGGGGGCGGGCCCCGGCACGCGCGACAUGGAGGAGCGGGGCGGCCGCGCCGACGGCUUCAGGAAGGAAACCGUGGAUCGGCUUCUCCGCCUCCAUUUCCGAGACGGAAGGACCCGAGUUAACGCCGACGCGCAGCUGCUGCUGGCCGAGUUGCUGAAGGUCUUUGUCCGAGAAGCGGCGGCACGGGCAGCUCGGCAGGCUCAGGCAGAGGACCUGAAGAAGGUGGACACUGAGCAGCUGGAGAAAGUGUUGCCACAGCUGCUUCUGGAUUUCUAGAGGCUUCCUGAAGCACAGGUCACCUGUCAGCAGACAGUCCUGACCUGACUCAUGUCUCUGCCUCAGAGACACUCUACGAGAAAGUCUCAGCUUUUUCUCUCUCUGCCAUUUUGCUUCUGUUUCCUCUCACCUUUACCAAGCACAACAGAGCCCAAAGCAAUGAUGCUGUCGAUAAUAUUUUUGAGAAGAGGCUGCCACAGGCUUAUAUUUUGUUUAGCUGAGUGCAUAGCUGGUUUCCAUCUUGCUGCCUCACUCCUGUAACAGAGGCCUGUAUUUCACAACAUGGUAAGAUGCUGUUGCUUUCUCAGAUGUGUGAAAUGUGAGAAAGAGGUGCUGCUUCACAGAGGUGCAGGGGAAGAAGAUUUAAUGACUGGAAAUAUCAUCCAACCUUCAGGCUCUCAUUGCCUCAAGCAGGCAGCUGUAACAGCAACUCCAGGUGCAGCUCCAAGCCUUUCCAAUGAAUAGGUCAUUAACAGGAGCUUAGGCACAGGCUCUUGCCAAGAGCAGGUAACUGGUCUUUAUUUUAUAAAUAAACAGUGUCUGUCUCUCACUA
Messenger RNA from Pseudopodoces humilis (Tibetan ground-tit), 839 nucleotides. RefSeq names its product centromere protein X (gene CENPX). Gene Ontology annotation, molecular function: protein heterodimerization activity. Gene Ontology annotation, biological process: kinetochore assembly; replication fork processing; resolution of meiotic recombination intermediates. NCBI's taxonomy places the organism in Eukaryota, Metazoa, Chordata, Aves, Passeriformes, Paridae. Gene Ontology annotation, cellular component: FANCM-MHF complex; Fanconi anaemia nuclear complex. The record is from RefSeq and is a predicted model, not a curated record.